AUGGUUGGCAAACAACUCAUAAAGAAACAAAGAAUGCUAAUGAUACAACUCGUUUGCCUUCUUAAACAAAUUGAAAGUCAAGUCAAUUCAAAUGUGGCUCUUAGCUCGAUAGAGAGAGGCAUAGAAGAUUUGAUGCACGAACUAGCUGAACAGAUCUGCACUCUAAUGGUGGAGUAUGUAAAGGGCCUUAAGGAAGAAAUGGCAAUUGGAAUGUGCCUCCAUCUAUUAGGUAUAGUGGAAGAGAUGGGAGGAGCAUUGAGAGAUGGAAAACUAGAGUUUGAGCAAGCAAGAAAGAAGACGAGAGUACUUGAAAAUAGGAAAAUUGAGGCUUUACGGAGGUUGAAGGAAUCAGAAGAAAGAAUAACUAGAAUGAAGGAGUAUCUUGGGUUUCUCUUAGAAGCCAAAAAAGAGUCAAUGGAACAUAUUUUUCUGCACAAGGAUUGCAAAUUUUUCAAGUAUGGUGGAAGAUCAGCUAAAGAUGAGAGAUUGCUAUGGGAAUUAUUGAAAAACAAAAGGAAAGAUUUAACACCAGAGAGUCCAUUUGGACCCCAAGAGCUUUUAAGCAUACUAUCCAAUAACUAUCACCUGAAACCAACACAGGAGAGAACCCAAAUUAGUCACAGGCCCAUUACAAGGAAUUACUUGCAAAAGUUAACCCCACAGACCCCAUGCUUGGAUUCUUGUCUACCCUUCAACUCAUCACCCUCAGUAACAACUCAAUGGGUUUUUCAGCGUAACCGAAUCACUCUUUGA
Messenger RNA from Camellia sinensis, 753 nucleotides. The record is from RefSeq and is a predicted model, not a curated record. Lineage: Eukaryota; Viridiplantae; Streptophyta; Magnoliopsida; Ericales; Theaceae.